CCUUAGCAACCACCUGGCUGCUUCCUGGAGGCUGGAACCCUUGGCUGCCAACAGCCAUGGCUCCCAAAAAGAGUAUGAGUAAGGCAGGCAAGGAGCUUGAGGUCAAGAAGAAGAAAGCGGGCAACAGGGAGCCUGUAGUGAUUGUGGAGGCACCUCUGGCCACGGAGGUGAAGGAGUUCUACCACAUCCAGAUUCGAGACCUGGAGGACCGGCUGGCCCGGUACCAGCGGAAGUGGGAUGAGCUGGCAGUGCAGGAGAAGCUGUUCCGCCAGGAGUUCGAGCAGCUGGCCAACAGCAAGAAGGAGACUGUGGCCUUCCUCAAGCGCACACUCAACCAACAGGUGGAUGAGAUCACGGAUCUCAAUGAGCAGCUCCAGAACCUGCAGAUGGCCAACGAGAUGAAGAAGAACGCCUUUGAGGCGCAGCUAGCCCAGAUGUGCCACGAGUUCCAGGAGACCAAGGACCAGCUCACCACUGAGAAUAUCGUUCUUGGGGGGAAGCUGGCAGCCCUGGAGGAGUUCCGGCUGCAGAAAGACGAUAUCAUGGACAAGUUCAUGUUGCUGGAGGACCAGGUGCAGAAGCAGGAGAGUGAAUUCAGGGACUAUGCGUACGACCUGGAGAAGAAGUCGGUGCUGGACAAGGAAAGACUGAGGAAAGAGAUCAUCCAGCGCGUGAACGUUGUGGCCAAUGAGUUCCACAAGGUGACUGCAAACCGGAUGCGGGAGACAACCAAACGGGCCAUCACAGAGAACAGCAGCAUUACUCUACAGAUCGCCAGGAUCUCCCGGCAAGGCGCGCAGCUGCUGCAGGAGAAUGAGCAGCUCAAGCAAAGUCAGGACUAUCUGUGCAAACAGGUGGAGCUGCUGGAGAACACAGAGAAGGUCAUGGCCAGGCACAAAAUUGGCUACCAGAAGGUCAUCCUCAUGCUGACCAAGAAGUGCCAGGAGCAGCAGCAGGACAUCAAGGAGGCCAAGGAGCUGCGCCUCCUGCUGAGCCAGUUGGAGCAGAGAAUCGUGCAGCUGCAGGUGGACAAUCAGGCACUGACGAGCCAGAGAGACCAGCUGAGCCUGCAGCUGGAGCAGCGACAGGUGGACUUGCGGAGGCUAGAGCAGGAACUGGCUGAUGAGCAGAAGGUUCGGGCCAGCCUGGAGGCGGCCCUGGCCCAGGCCACCUCCUUCCUACAGAGCAUUCUGCAGAUGCGCCCUGAUGAACAGGACAGCGAAUUAGAUGUGAUGUUCCAGCUGUGGCACAAGGAGAUGCUGCAGCAACUGCUGGUCAUGCUUGGCUCCACUGUGGUCCCGAGAUCCCAGAAGGCUAUGUGUCCCCACCAGGAGUCACAGUCCCAUGGUUCACCCAAGGAGAGCCAGCCCAGCAUCCAGCUGCCUAGGACUGGGUCUCUGCUGCCGCAGCUCUCUCAUAUCACACCCUACCGGCCAGGGGAUCUAGGCCUGGUACCUUGCCAGGCCCGCAUCCCACCCAACCCCCAGGACCUCAGACUGCUGUCAUAUAUCACCCGCGUGGGGACCUUCCGGACACACAGCAACCAUGAGAUCCAUGCCCCUGGUUCUCUAAAAAGGCUCAAAAAGUUUAGUCUUCCUGAAUUUCCCCUACAUCCCAAGUAGGACACAGAAAGAAGAACUGGCUCCAGAAAUGGACCAUUUCAGCCACAGUCACUCCCACUUUAAUCUGUGGGCAGCCUGGAACAGUCUAGAGGAGAGCUGUAUAAAAAGUAGAUACCAAGGCUGGUGUGGCAGCUCUAUGACUGAGGCUGGGUUUGUGGGCACUAUAGUCAGGCGGGCAGCCAUGGCCACUGGUAUCAGGGCCCCAGUGAGGGCCCCUGGCUUCGCUCACGGAUGUGGUCCAAGAUCAGGUCGGCGGCUCGAUCCAGCAACAGAGGCAGCAGCUCCUGCUCAGCAGGGGAGAAGGAGCCCAGCACAUGGGCCUGUACCGCCUCGGGGUGUGUUGGGCGCCCAAUGCCCACUCGCAGCCUUGGCAUUGCCUGUGGGAGAGCCAGAGAGGCCCAGGGAGCUUUGGUGAGGUGCUGGGGUACCGCUGGCCCACCCCACCCAGUUGCACAACAGAAGGGUAGACUCACAUUGGAGUUGAGGCAGUUAAUGCAGGACCGCACUCCAUUGUGGCCCCUUCAAGGGAUAUGGGAGGGGCAGUUAGUGCCUCCCUGGGGCAGCAUCCUUCUACCCCUCCCUGCCCCAGCUGGGUCAGGGCAGCCCAUCUCCUAUGGAGAGCGGGUCAGCAGCCCUACUCCACCCCAACUGGGAGGCCUGCAGCCCUAUCCCAACCCUGACCAUCUCAGGACCUCACCUGGCACUGCCCCCCAACUUCAGAGCCAGUUUCCCCAGGGGCUUGUCCAGCUCAUCAUGCACCAGGUAGACUUCCUCGGCAGUCAGCCCAAACAGUUCCGCUUAGCACAGGGAAACGACAUCCCUGGUUACUGACCAUCUGCCCAGAGGGGCACCAUCCCAACUCCCAUGAGGAGUGGCCACAACUAAUCCCACUUCACAUAUAAAGAAACUGAGGCCUCCACAAGUACCCAAGGCCAACAGGCACUUGGAGGCGAACCCGCGGAUCUGUCACAGCCAGGCCCUCUCUGGCCCCUGCGCCCCCAGCCCCAUCCCCGCGGCCUGCCCACCCACCUCUGGAGCCCUAAACUCACCAGCCCGGGCCACGCUGCGCCCGUUGGCGUUCAUGAGCCGCCGUGGCCGGAGCAGGACCAGCUGAGCAUCCCCGAGCAGGGCCAGAGCGAGGUCCGCGGCACAGUGCCGGUCGCGCGUCCAACUCUCCGCCACACCCAACCGCCGUGCCAGCUGCCCCAGCACCGCCAUGCCCACGCUGUGUCGCGUGCCGGGCAGUCCAGGGUUCCCCAGGCCAGCCACCUGCGGGCGGCACCAGGGAAACUGAGGCCCGACAACUCUCGCCACCCCCUAUCUCACAGCAUCCCGUGGGCCCCAAAGCAGAGGAGCGGAAACGCAGAGCAGCGCUGCAGUGGGGAAAGAGCGCGGAGAAGGGGCCCAGACACCCCACUCCCGAGGACUCCAGUAGGCUGGGCAGGCAGGGCUCCCUAGUGCAGGAGCGGAGCCUCUGGAAGUUUGGAGCCCGUCGAGUACUGGACCCACCAGUUAAGAAAACAGAGCAGCAAUUUGGAGGCACUCUGCCCGGGACAUAAUGGCCGAACUGAAGUUAGGGUCCGGUAGCCCGUACAUGGACGCCCCACGCCACUCACCAUCCACCGCUUCCCUGGGGGCCGAGGCUCCAAAACGCACCGGCUCAUGGCCCGACUCAGCCGCUGUCCGGAGCGCAAAAGGCCGUGCGGCCUCAUGCUGCCCCCAUUCACAGUCCGGACACCGGGCGCUGACGUCAUAAGCCCGCAGCCAAUCGCGUUGCCACCUACCUGGCGUCAACCGCCAGCGUCCAAUCGGGGCCGGGCUGCAAGGCCACCUUGGUUCUGACGGGCGGAAGCGGCGAGGCGGUGGCCGUCUCCCGGUGCCCAGAGGCCUUCCGUGGCGCGGCGUCACGGUGUCCCCACGGGGUUUGUGUGGGACGCUCGGAGCUCUUGCUUGACGUUCGGUUGGAAGGCAGAAGCCUCGUUAUGCCCCCCGCUAUGGCCCUGCCUUGCGGCGAAAAUCCGGCAAGUCCUUUCUCCGCUGUAGGCCGCAACCGCCCGGGCUAAUAAAAGUUUUUUACCCA
This is a messenger RNA of Callithrix jacchus (white-tufted-ear marmoset), 3702 nucleotides long. RefSeq names its product cilia and flagella associated protein 157 (gene CFAP157). Gene Ontology annotation, biological process: sperm axoneme assembly. NCBI's taxonomy places the organism in Eukaryota, Metazoa, Chordata, Mammalia, Primates, Cebidae. The record is from RefSeq and is a predicted model, not a curated record. Gene Ontology annotation, molecular function: microtubule binding. Gene Ontology annotation, cellular component: cilium; ciliary basal body.